GAGCCCUCUACAGGGACGUCAUGCAGCAGAACCAUGAGACGGUGACCUCACUGGCAGGAUUCCCCGUUCCCAAACCUGACCUGAUCUCCCAGCUGGAACGAGGGGAAGAGCCGUGGGUCCUGGAUCUCCAGGCCUCUGAGGAAAGUGUGAGCCCGAGAGGCACCUGCACAGCAGGUGAUAGGACAGUGAAUGAGAACAAAGAGGAGAAUCAGCAGCAGGAAGGUCCUGAGGAAGUGGAACCACAUGAGAGGUUUUUGAGAAAAGCUGAAGGGAAUAUUUCCCAGUGCUUGGAGCAGGGAAAUGCCUGGGGAGAUCGACACAGAUCAGAGAUGCAGCUGGGAAACUAUCCCAGGAAGAAACUGGAUGAAUCCUCUGAAUGUGAUGGAGGAUGGAAGAAUCCCAAGGAAACCACCAUCCAGCAGACAAGUCACAAUGAAGAUAAACCCUACAAAUGCCUUGAUUGUGGGAAAAGAUUCCAUUUCAGUGGAAACCUUCUUAGACAUCGGAGAACCCACACAGGAGAGAAGUCCUAUAAAUGCUUGGACUGUGGGAAGAGCUUCCGUGAGAAGUCAAACUUUACUACACACCAGAGACUGCACACAGGAGAGAGACCCUAUAAAUGCCUUGUGUGUGGGAAAAGAUUUAAUGGGAGGUCACAGCUUAUGUCACAUCACAGAACCCACAAAGGAGAGAAGCCCUAUAAAUGCUUAGACUGUGGGAAAAGCUUCAGUAGGAAGCUAGUUCUUAUUGUACACCAGAGACUGCACACGGGAGAGAAACCCUAUAAAUGCCUUGUUUGUGGAAAACGUUUUAGGCAGUGGUCACUGCUUAUGUCACAUCAGAGAACAAUUUCAGGAGAGAAGUCUUAUAAAUGCUUAGACUGUGGGAAAACCUUCAUUCACAAGUCAAACCUUAUUAUACACCAGAGCUUACACACAGGAGAGAGACCCUUUAAAUGCCUUGAGUGUGGGAAAACUUUCAGUCACCGCUCAAAUCUUACUAAACACCAGGAAAUCCACAUCAGAGAGAUGCAUUAUAAAUGCCUCGACUGUGGGAAAAGCUUCAUCGACAGAAUAAAAUUUACUAGUCAUCAGAGAAUGCAUACAGGAGAGAGACCCUAUAAAUGCUUUGACUGUGGGAAAAGCUUCAUACAGAAAUCAAGGCUUACUGUACACCAGAGAGUGCACACAGGAGAGAGACCCUAUAUAUGCUGUGAGUGUGGGAAAGGUUUUAUUCGGAGCUCAGAGCUUAUUAGACAUGAGAUCACCCACACAGGAGAGAAACCCUUUAAAUGCCAUGAGUGUGGGAAAAGUUUUAAUCAUAAUUCAUUGCUUAUUAUACAUCAGCGAUCCCACACAGGAGAGAGACCCUAUGGAUGCCUUGAGUGUGGGAAAGAUUUUAUUGAGAACUCAGCACUUAUUAGACAUAGGAGAAUCCAUACGGGGGAAAAACCCUAUAAAUGCCAGGAGUGUGGGAAAAGUUUCAGUGUGAAAUCAACCCUUAAUACACAUCAGAAAACCCACACAGGAGAGAGACCCCAUAAAUGCUUGGACUGUGGGAAAAGCUUCAUUCAGAAGUCAAAGCUUAGUGAACACCAAAGAGAACAUACAGGAGAAAGACCAUAUAAAUGCCUUGACUGUGGGAAAACUUUCAUUAAGUGCUCAGACCUUACUAAGCAUCAGAGUAUCCACACACCAAGCGACAAAUCCUAUAAAUGCCUCGACUGUGGGAAAAGUUUCCCUGACAGAAUAAAACUUACUAGACAUCAGAGAAUCCAUACUGAGGAGAGGCCCCAUAAAUGCUUUGACUGUGGGAAAAGCUUCAUACACAACUCAAGGCUUAUUGUGCACCAGAGAGUGCACACGGGAGAGAAACCCUUUAAAUGCCAUGAGUGUGGGAAAAGUUUUAGUCAGAGUGCAACGCUUAUUACACAUCAGCGAACCCACACCGGAGAGAGACCCUAUGGAUGCCUUGAGUGUGGGAAAAGUUUUAUCUCAAGUUCAGCCCUUAGUAUACAUAGCAGAAUCCACACAGGAGAGAGACCCUUUAAAUGCCAUGAGUGUGGGAAAACUUUCAGUUACCGCUCAAAUCUUACUAAACAUGGGGAAAUCCACACCAGAAAGAUGCAUUAUAAAUGCCUCGACUGUGGGAAAAGCUUCAAUAAAAGCUCAGCGCUGACCAAACAUGAGAGAAUCCACAAGGAUGAGAAAUGCUAGGAAUAGCUUGACUGCAGGAAAAGAUUCAAUUUGACUUCACACUUCAGUGACCCACACAACAGCGAGACCUUGAAUGUGGGGGAAGGUUAAUAUGAUGCUCCUGGAGUAUCAGGCAUCUGCAAAUCCACACAGGGAAGAAACCUCUGAGAUAUUCUCAAUGUGGGACAUGGUCCAAGAGUAGCAAACAUAAUAUUGGACAUCAGAGACUCCUCCACACAGCAGGGAAAUUCUCUCAGGGCCCUGACUGGGGCCAGUCAUGGUGACAAACCCAUUUCCUCAUUCCCACACACACCAGGGGUGUUUGGCUCCCAAGGAUCCAGCUGCCCAUGGGGGGGAGGGAUAGCUCAGUGGUUUGAGCACU
Messenger RNA from Mauremys reevesii (Reeves's turtle), 2577 nucleotides. Its product is annotated as zinc finger protein 260-like. The record is from RefSeq and is a predicted model, not a curated record. Gene Ontology annotation, molecular function: RNA polymerase II cis-regulatory region sequence-specific DNA binding; DNA-binding transcription factor activity. The transcript has 3 exons. The coding region runs from base 21 to 2216 and encodes 731 amino acids. Gene Ontology annotation, biological process: regulation of transcription by RNA polymerase II. NCBI's taxonomy places the organism in Eukaryota, Metazoa, Chordata, Testudines, Geoemydidae.